Molecule: messenger RNA, 186 nt
Organism: Penicillium brevicompactum
Lineage: Eukaryota; Fungi; Ascomycota; Eurotiomycetes; Eurotiales; Aspergillaceae
Exons: 1
Coding region: 1-186 (61 amino acids)
Source: RefSeq, a predicted model, not a curated record
AUGGAUGCCCAACGACCAACCGACCAGUCUCAGAAACUCCGCCUCGAUCCUACGGACGCGCAGCGUCCACCUGACUCCCACUGCCAUGGAUGGUCUAUCCGGCGUCUUCUGAGCAGACGCGGGAGUCGCAGAUACAGCGUUUUGGAACGGCAGCCUAAUCGCCUGAGGAAGCGUAUCAGCCACUGA